UGGCCCAGCGCGUGACAGCCAAGGAAACCCGAGUAAAAACACAGUGACCUAACGGACGGUGCUGCGCGUGCUGCCGUGUCUUGUCUUGUUUCAGGAGGGAUUUGGGAAGUUCACCUGGCUGUCUCUGAUGGAGACCAGACAACAAGAGUUGUACUCUGGUGUUCUGAGUGAAGCAGUGGUGGACUGGGGCAGCAUGAGUCCUGGAGAGGAAUGGGUUAAUUCAGCCACACACAAGGGAGAGCAGGGUUUGAAUCAGGACAUGUUUUACCCUUCUGGCGAGGAAUCGGUUAAAAGGAGCUCACAUGGUGACGACUUGGCUCCAGUGGCCCAAAAUGGGGAAAACCUGACAGAAUGGUGUAAAACUUCACCAUCAGGGGACGAUCAGUGGUGUCGGGCAUCAGUGUCGCACUCUGACAACUGGGCCAUGUCCACCACUUGGGAUAUGCAGCUGGACAGCACAGAGAGAGGACACCUCACAGCAGGUUUCCUGGACUCUGAGCCAUUGAGAGAGGCUGAUGAAGAUAUGGCCUCAGACGUCAACCUAAACAACUCCAUCAUGACGGAGGCGGAGAGAGAGGAGAUUCAGCAAGAGUUAGCUAAACUAGAGGAGGAGAUAAGUACGUUGAAGCAGGUUUUGUUGUCCAAAGAGAAGCAGCACGCAGAGCUCAAACAGAAACUGGGCGCAAGUUCUCUGUACGAGCUCAGGAACAACCUGAGUAGAGGCUGGCAUGACAUGCAGACCUCCACGGCCUAUAAGAAGACAUCCGAGACGCUGUCCACAGCAGGACAGAAAACAUCAGCCGCCUUCAGCACACUGGGCAGCGCCAUCACCAGGAAGUUCGGGGACAUGAGGUCCAACUCUAUAGGCUACUCCAUCAGACACUCUAUGAGCAUGCCCACCAUGAGAAACUCUCCCAGCUUCAAGUCCUUUGAGGAGAAAGUCGAGACUACGGUGUCCACCAUCAAGACAAAGGUUGGCGCUACAGGGACCGCAGGCAGCUUUGAGGAAGUCCUCUCCUCCGCAGCAAAUGCCAGCUCUCAGGACACGCCCACUAACAACUUGACGGACAGCUCUGAGAGGCCGUGUUAGAGCUGCGUCCACACGGUGAGGCGGGACUUAAACCAGGAACGGCUGUGUUGCAGCACUUUGUCACAUAACUUCUCAAUGCUCUGACUGAAAUGUUACACAAUACUUUUAUUUGAUCACACGUGUUAAGAUGCUUUUGCAAAUCAUGUUUGCAAUGUAAAUCUCCUAACACUUGCAUGGAAUUUCCUGCAAAACCCUAAAUGCCUAGACUUAAUAAAAAACUAAUAUAAUUUCUUGUUUGGCCCAAAUUUACUCAAAAUAUUCUAAAGCGGCAGUUGUCUACCUUUUUAUUUUGAAAGAUCAAGACAGCUGACGUCAAAAGCACACCUACCUGGUAGAGGGCUGAUAAACAGUGAGCCUUUCAGAUUAUUAUAAUUAAACUAGGUUUAAAGGAAGAAUCUGUCGACAACCUAGAUCAUUUUAUGAAUGUUACCAAGAGAUCAGAGCUUGUUGAUCUUUUUGUUGAAGGACUUUUUUUCAGUGUCGUGGAUUUAACCAAUGAGGCAACAACUGUCACCUGCCUCAGGUGACCUCCACACCAUGUGGAACCACAGACGUUGAUCACAUGGGGUUGAAGCGGAGACGCAGCUAAGCCUUAGUUAAAACACUGAGGAAGCACAGAUUCCAGACAAAAACAAAAACCCUGAAUUUCUGCGGUCACUUAAGUUGAGCGGUUCAUGGUUUGGCUCGUCUACUCACCCUCUCAACACGAGUGGAAAACUGUCAAUUCACAGCUGAAAUUCCUCAGACACAAAAUAAGAGGGUUAUUGAUGCCUGGAAAAGAUUGUUGUGUAAAUUCAACAUAAGUGGAAAACAGCCAUGUUGGUACAGUAUCAUAACUCUGCAUCACUAGAACGUUCAUACCAAAAACUACAUUUCUAGGUUUUUAUUAGAAAUAGGUGUUUGGUAUUAAAAAUACACGUCAUGCUACAUUUAACUACCUUGUACAUUUUACUAAAACAUUUAAAGAAAAUGUACAUAUAGCCCAUGUUGAUGUGUCCUGGGGGAAAGAUUAAUUUUAAACUUGUAUUAAUGGUUUUACACUAAGAUCUUAAGAUUUUGUUAUGGCACCUAAAACGAUCUUUUGUGGGCAGUCACUCAUGCUACUUUUUUUUAAAACCCAGCUGACUGUUGUACACAUUUGGUGCUGCUGACAGGGUCGGACCCUAUUUGAAUGCUGGAAUACAUUUAUGUCAUGAAUAUUUUAUGUCCGUGCAGUCCCACUAGAAGAAAUUAAUCACUGUAUUUGCCAUGUGCGCAAAAUGGGAUAAAUCACUUUGGACAAAUAUGUCGUAUGCUGGAAAUAACGAAAACAAUUGUGUGCACUGUUGGGUGCAAACAUCUUCCAGCAUUAUAAACUGGGCAUAUUUAUUUUUAAAAGUUCCGAUGUUUUUAACCUUGUGUGAACUGCCGUACCUCACAUAAGUGCUGGAUCUGCACAGGUUUAAUGGAAUGUUACACUAAAAUGGUCAAGAGAAUGUCAAGGCUGAAUGCACAGUAUAACAUUAAUUCAUCAUCGUACUGCUGCUUGCUUUGCAAAAUGGGAUGUGAUUUCAUUUUUUUUUUUUACUCUUCUGGUCCAGAACUAACCUGUCUAUUGCUGAAAAAUAACACAUUUUACUGCUUACAUUAUGAAAAGGUUGGUGCCACAAAACAUUAAAAAAAAUCUUGUUUAAA
Etheostoma cragini (Arkansas darter) is the source of this 2764-nucleotide messenger RNA. RefSeq names its product tpd52 like 1 (gene tpd52l1). Gene Ontology annotation, biological process: positive regulation of MAP kinase activity; positive regulation of apoptotic signaling pathway. The transcript is spliced from 11 exons. The record is from RefSeq and is a predicted model, not a curated record. NCBI's taxonomy places the organism in Eukaryota, Metazoa, Chordata, Actinopteri, Perciformes, Percidae. Gene Ontology annotation, cellular component: cytoplasm. Bases 128 to 1090 code for a protein of 320 amino acids.